CCGGCGUGACUUCAGUUGCUGCAGCUUCACGCUCGCGCUCACGGAGUGAUGAGAGAGAGGGAGAGAGAGAGACGGACAUGGAGUUCAACUGAGCAACAAAAGUAACGGAGGAGCCGCAGCACUUGAAGAGCCGGGCGGACGCUUGAAAGCAGUCUCCUCGCGGGCGCGGAGGGAGAUCGCGGCUCUCAGACGGCGGAUUUAUAACUGAUCGGCGUAAAGAUGAAGCUCUUGAAGCCGAGUUGGGUCAAUCACAAUGGUAAACCAAUAUUCUCAGUUGAUAUCCAUCCAGAUGGAACUAAGUUUGCUACAGGUGGCCAAGGUGAGGACUCUGGGAAAGUGGUCAUCUGGAAUAUGGCCCCAGUUCUUCGGGAGGAGGAGGAGAAGAAUGAGAAUAUUCCCAAAUUGCUUUGUCAGAUGGACAAUCACUUAGCAUGUGUGAAUUGUGUGCGCUGGUCAAAUAAUGGCUUAUACCUGGCAUCGGGAGGAGACGACAAACUGGUCAUGGUGUGGAAGAGAGCUGCUUUCAUAGGUCCAAGCACGGUGUUUGGAUCCAGCAGUAAACUGGCUAAUGUGGAACAGUGGAGGUGUGUCACGAUUCUAAGGAACCACACGGGAGAUGUAAUGGAUGUGGCCUGGUCACCUCAUGAUGUCUGGCUUGCGUCCUGCAGUGUGGAUAACACCAUCGUUAUAUGGAACGCUCGGAAAUUUCCAGAGAUAGUGAUGACUUUAAAGGGGCACACGGGACUGGUGAAAGGCCUGACGUGGGACCCCGUUGGAAAGUACAUUGCCUCUCAGGCAGAUGACCAUAGUCUGAAGGUCUGGAGAACCAUGGACUGGCAGCUGGAGACGAACAUCACCAAACCUUUCAGUGAAUGUGGUGGCACAACACACGUCCUGAGGCUGAGCUGGUCUCCAGAUGGUCAAUACCUGGUUUCAGCUCAUGCCAUGAAUAAUUCUGGGCCCACAGCUCAAAUCAUUGAACGAGACGGCUGGAAAACCAACAUGGAUUUUGUGGGUCAUCGAAAAGCCGUUACUGUUGUGAAGUUCAAUCCUAAGAUUUUUAAGAAGAAGCAGAAAAAUGGCAGCACGCCCAAACCUAGCUGCCCGUACUGCUGCUGUGCUGUGGGUAGUAAGGAUCGCUCAUUAUCUGUAUGGCUCACCUCACUCAAGCGUCCUUUGGUGGUCAUCCAUGACCUAUUUGACAAGUCUAUAAUGGAUAUUACAUGGACACUGAAUGGGCUGGGACUCCUAGUGUGCUCCAUGGAUGGAACUGUGGCCUUCCUGGACUUCUCGCAGGAUGAACUUGGAGAUCCCUUGAAUGAAGAGGAAAAGAAUGCAAUUCAUCAAAACAUCUAUGGAAAGAGUCUGGCCAUCACAAUGGAGUCACAGCUUUCCACCACAAUCAUUGAAAACCCUGAAAUGCUAAAGUAUCAGCAGGAAAGACAGGGGAACCAGAACGCUAAUGUAGCCCAGGGAAGCGGCCCUGAGAACCAGACGCCCAAACUCACUAAUGUGCUCAACGGAGAGUCCCUGGAGGACAUCAGGAAGAACCUCUUAAAAAAGCAGGUGGAGACCAGAACAGCAGACGGGAGAAGAAGAAUCACACCUCUCUGCAUCGCACAGCUCGACACGGGGGACUUCUCACCAGCAUUGUUUAACAGCGUCCCGAUCUUGCCGGGGUCAUCCGCAUCUACCCAGCUCACCCCUCAGAUCUCUUCUGAUUCCAACACGGCCAACUCACUGGGCCUGCGACCCUCUCAUGACCCCAGCACCACCUCUCCAAACAAAACCGCAGAAGAGAAUAAGGACAGUACAACAGCACCUGUAAACUCCAUCGGUAUGAAAUCAACUCUGCUGUUGACGUCCGCCUCCAAAAUCGAGCCCAUGAAAGCACUAGAUUCACGAUUUACUGAAAGGUCAAAGGCCACACCAGGGGUCACUAGCGUACCCAUCACCAUAGGCAUCACACCACUUGACAGGGCAAAAGACAGCAGCUCUGUGAAAGAGCCGAAAGGGAAAGAUGAAACCAGCAGCGACAGCGAGGACAAGAUCAUGAACAAAACGCUCUCUAUAGCCAAGAGGAAGGGAGAGAUUGAGGGAGGAGAGGUGGUGGAGAAGAGGAAGAAGGGAAGGCCAAGGAAAGAUGCCAAAAUGAUGAUGCCCAUAUCACAGCCUUUCCCGCAGACUCCAGUAUCGGUAAAGGAGGAGCUGCCUCGAUUAGCAACACCUGCAGUGGUGUUAAAACUUCCUACUCCAUCCAUACAGAAAUCAUUCAGCACUCAGGUGGGCACAGAUGCCGUCACGUAUCUGGAGGUGGAAAACGAGGUUUCGGUGGUGUCUGGAGCUCGUCUCAGUCAGCUCAAAUGGAGGAGAGAGGGCCGAGAGUGGGACACACUGCUGCCUAGUCGAAUCAUCAUAGCCACGGGGAGCAGUGAUGUGGUUGCAGUAGCGUGUGAGGACCGAACUCUCUCCGUCUUCACUGCCUGUGGACGGAGGCUGAUUCCCUCCAUCAUGCUGCCAGCCCCCAUGUCAGCACUUCACUGCUCGGGUCACUUCGUCAUGGCACUGAUGGCAUCAGCCACGCUGUCUGUCUGGGAUGUUCAGAAACAGACAGCUCUGGUCAAAAAUGAAUCUCUGAAUCCAAUCCUAUCAGGCACUGAUGCAACAGUAAGCCAGUCUCUUUUGACCCAGCAAGGUGUAGCAGUGGUUUCGUUGUCAAAUGGAAAAACAUACUGCUUCAAUUCAUCACUGGAGACCUGGAAUUUGAUCGCAGAUAAGCAGGACUCUCUGGUCCAGUGUGCAGACUUCCGCAACUGCUUGUCCUCUCAGGAUGUUUUGGGCUCCAUGGGGCCUCUGGCCCUCACACAGGGACGUAAUCUGAGCGCUGGACGGUUGGCAUCUCGCUUGUCAUCGACUCCUCAUCACUUGCAGCAGGGAAUGACUCUGGCCUUCUUGGAGAACCAGCUCUCCUCCGCCCUCAUGCUCCUCUCAGCGAGCGAGUACAGACACUGGCUUCUCAUCUACGCACGCUUUCUUGUAAACGAGGGUUAUGAGCAUAGGUUAAGAGAACUGUGUCAGGAUUUACUGGGACCGGUUCACAAAUCCAGUAGCAGCUCCUGGGAGUCCACAGUCUUGGGUUUGAGAAAGCGGGAUCUGUUGACAGAAGUCCUGCCUGUGAUUGGUCAGAACUUGCGGUUCCAGAGACUUUUUACAGAGUACCAGGAUCAGCUCGAAUUACUGCGUCUGAAAUAGCACUUGACCGUUUGAUGUUUCACCCCGACCCCUUCCUGGCCUGUACAUGUGCUAACAGUCUGACAGCACUGUCUACACCGCAGACACGGACACUAAUAAAAUGGACAAAAAUAAUGAUGCUCCUUUUUUUUUUUAAAUAAUGAAUUUGUUAAAUACAGUUAUUAUGUUUGUAAAGUGGUAAGAAAAAAAGAAAGGAUGGGUUCACUUAGGAUCAUUUUGAUCAAGCACAAAGCUUGUAUGGCAGGAAUCUCGAAACUGGACGUUUUUACUUCUGAACUAAAAGCUGAUGUAAAUUUAGUGAUCCGACUCUCCUUCCCUCCUUUCUUUUUGUCUUUCUCCUUCAGUUCUUAUUUGUACAGCCAUUUGUCAUUUAUUUGUAAAUGUUUGUAAAAGGCGAUUUUGUUUGUUUUUUUGUUUUUUUUCCCUCCAUUUUCUAUAAAAUUAAGAAAAUGGUAAACCUUCAAUUAAAAAAGGAAUA
Molecule: messenger RNA, 3730 nt
Organism: Danio aesculapii
Lineage: Eukaryota; Metazoa; Chordata; Actinopteri; Cypriniformes; Danionidae
Product: protein HIRA
Exons: 25
Coding region: 220-3252 (1010 amino acids)
Biological process (GO): DNA-templated transcription; chromatin remodeling; regulation of DNA-templated transcription
Cellular component (GO): HIR complex; nucleus
Molecular function (GO): nucleosome binding; protein binding
Source: RefSeq, a predicted model, not a curated record